Molecule: messenger RNA, 677 nt
Organism: Stomoxys calcitrans (stable fly)
Lineage: Eukaryota; Metazoa; Arthropoda; Insecta; Diptera; Muscidae
Product: sarcocystatin-A
Exons: 2
Coding region: 291-671 (126 amino acids)
Source: RefSeq, a predicted model, not a curated record
UGCAUUAUUUUGCAUAUAUUUCGGAAUUUCGGCAUAUUCAAAUGCAUGAAUGAAUGCAAAAUGACUUAAACAAACUACACCGCUCUGCCUCUGCCAUAAAAGAUGCUAUCUCGAUAUGAAAAAGAGUUAAUACAAAACCGGCUUGAGUCUCAUAAAAAGAUAAAUAUUGUCAGACAGUAGCCACGAAUAAAAAAACUAAAUAUACAUAAACGACUUGUUUUGGACAACUGGUAUCAGUUGUCUUUGGUGUUUAAAAGAGGACGAUCGACGAUCAGAACAGUUUUUAAAAGAUGAUCAAACCAGUUGUUGUGAUUGUUUUAUUGGCCACCGUGGCUUUAGCUAAAGCUCAGGGUUUUACUCCUCUCUGCCCGGGAUGUCCAACUGUCUUGGAAAGUCCGGCGGACUUUGCAAAGGCCACCAAUGUUCUCAAAGAAUCUUUGACCCAAUUGACAGCUGGUGAGGGACCCAACUACAAACUUGGUAAAAUCAAUUCUGGCUCCAAACAAGUGAUUAGUGGUAUUUUUUAUAAAAUCAAUGCCAAUUUGAUUGAUGAGAAUGAAGCAACCAAGACCUGUGAUAUCGAAAUUAUACGUGCCAGAGAAGUUACUAUAACUCUCAAAUGUGAGGAAGAGGACGAAGUGAAAAGAGUUCAUGAAUAUAUUCGAGAAUAAAGUUAA